This is a messenger RNA of Radiomyces spectabilis, 1012 nucleotides long. RefSeq names its product DNA-binding protein. Bases 94 to 819 code for a protein of 241 amino acids. Gene Ontology annotation, cellular component: zeta DNA polymerase complex. NCBI's taxonomy places the organism in Eukaryota, Fungi, Mucoromycota, Mucoromycetes, Mucorales, Radiomycetaceae. The record is from RefSeq and is a predicted model, not a curated record. The transcript has 8 exons.
AAUCGCUGUAGUCAGCUUGGUUAAAUAUUUCACACCCCGAUUUCCCUUGGCCCGUGGCUGCCACUUUCACGUGCAUGAAAAAUACAAAAAGGCAUGUCCCACCCAACCUGGCAUUGCGGCAAAAACGGAUUUUUUGCCCUCCGCAGUCGAUCCAUGAAAAGCAGCCAGACGGUACGCCACGAUAUCGUCAAUCUAUUGUGCGAUUUCCUCCAAGUAUGGAUUCACCAAAUUCUGUAUCGUCGGCAACUUUAUCCCCAUGGAAUAUUUGUGCUGCGGAAAAAGUACAGUGUCCCCGUAUACAUGUCCAAUAACCCAGAGGUCAACCAAUAUAUUGCCCAAUUUGUACUUACAUUGCGGCCGAUGCUGGAAAAGGGGGAUUGUAAAUCUGUAUCUGUGGUGGUCACUACCGCGACUCAAAGACCGCUGGAACGGUUUGUCCUGGAAAUUGAUUCCAUCAUACGCACGCUUGACGUCCCGCUGGAUAAACUGCUGGCCAGUGAAGCCACGGAACCGUUGGCUGAUUUUGAGCAGUAUCUGAGAGCGUGCCUUUUAAAGAUGGCAGCCUGUGAUACCAUACUGCAGCGUAAUCCCCCUCACUGUCGUUUCUGGUUUUCGAUUGAAAUGACAGAUGAAGGUCCACCCAGUGGUCAAGGAACGGGGCCCGAUGUGGAUUGGAUACCCGCCGAACCCGACGUGUCAUCCGAUGCCUUUGCUUGGGCAAAUUUGAUACCACUCAAAACCAUUCCCAUGGAUUUGUUCAAGAUCAAUACAUACGUUUUAGAAGCUUCUAAAAAAGGGAAGCAAGCAGCGUUAGACUAGAAACCAUAAAACUUAUUAAUUAGGAAACCUUGUUUAACCCCACAAUGUCACUACCGGAUAUUGACGAUUCUUUUAUCUGGGCUACGCAUCAUGCUGGCACCAGUAGCCUGAAAUUAAGAAAAAAUUAACUUUUUGAGUUUUUGUGACAAAAAAACGUGGUUGAAGAGCCUUCAACCAUAUUCGAUUCAGUAAC